Toxotes jaculatrix (banded archerfish) is the source of this 5092-nucleotide messenger RNA. It is a transcript of the gene rassf10a, whose product is annotated as Ras association domain family member 10a. The transcript has a single exon. NCBI's taxonomy places the organism in Eukaryota, Metazoa, Chordata, Actinopteri, Toxotidae. The coding region runs from base 412 to 1854 and encodes 480 amino acids. Gene Ontology annotation, biological process: signal transduction. The record is from RefSeq and is a predicted model, not a curated record.
ACAAGGACGCACCUCUCCUCCUCUCCUCUCCGGAGCAGUGCGCAGGGCUGAGAUCAAUCUGCCGGGUAGAGAGGGAUGAGGUCCCGGCAGGCAGCCCUGCAAAUAAAUGGAUGUAAUUUUUCUUAAGACGACGCCGGCGGUUCUUCAAGGUCUAACGAGGUUAUGUGUUCGGUCUUCUGAGCGAAUUUAAGGAGCGGACUUAUAAACAGCGACGGAGCGCAGAGAAUUUGUUUUUGGAUGAACAAUAUUGUGCUUCGAUUUUUAUUUUCCUGAUCAUUAUGUUUAAAUUAACUACAAACGUAGUCAGAAAUCUCAAGAUUACUUUCGUCUUUUUACCCCCUGAGUUGCCACAGACAGACUGAUUCACAGGAUACACUGAAGUAACUUUUCUGUCUCGAAGUUGAGCCGGAGAUGGACCCAGAGGAGGGGAAGAUCUCUGUGUGGGUAUGCAGGGAGGAGAAGCUGGUCUCCGGGCUGACAAAGCGAACCACUUGCGCCGAUGUGGUCAAAGUUCUGCUUGAGGACCAGAACCUGCGGCAGGGGACCUCGGCCGCGAUGCUGUCCGGCUCCCCCCAGUCCUACUGCGUGGUGGAGAAAUGGAGGGGCUUCGAGAGGAUUUUACCUAACAAGACUAAAAUCCUCCGGCUGUGGAGCGCCUGGGGAGACGAGCAGGAGAAUGUCCGCUUCGUCCUGGUCAAAAACGAGGCAUCGCUGCCCAACAACGGGCCCCGCAGCGCCGAGGCCCGGGUGGUCCAGAGCCGAGAGAGCGGCGGUCCGGGCGGCGUGCUCAAGGGCACCGCCAAGACCUGCUGGACCGCCGCGGCCGCAGCCGCCAACCUGUCCCAGGAGAAACAGAGACGCAUAGUCAGGAAGGCUUUUAGGAAGUUGGAUAAGAUGAACAAAAAGAAAGAGCAGACUGUUUCUAAAGAUAAGAGCUCCGUGGAAAAGAUGGAGACGCUGGUUCACUUGGUGAUCUCCCAGGACCACACUAUCCGCCAGCAGAUCCAGAGGAUCAAGGAGCUAGACCGGGAGAUCGAGCGCUACGAGGCCAAAGUGCACUUCGACCGCAUCAAGAGACACGGGGUGAACUAUGUGCAGGACACAUACAUGGUGGACACCUCAUCCGAGGCUCCUGCUUCGUCGGACUCUAAGCGCAAAGCGGAGCGGCAGGACGCGCGGUGUACGGCGGAAGCGCUCGCGCAGUUUGAGGAGUACGCGCGUCGGUGCGAGGAGGUGGUCCGGCUGCAGGAGGAGCUGACGGAGCGCGAGGCGCUCGUGGAGAGCAUCACCGGAGAGAUACAGGAGGAGCUCAACUGGCGGUGGAUGAAGCGCCGGCGCGAGGAGAAAGGAGCGGAGCCCGCAAAGGACACAGACAGCGUCGCGGAGGAGAUGUGCCUGGCCGCAUCUGCCGCUCCAGCUGUGGAACCAGAUGUUGAAAGUCUGUCUGAGAACGAGCUUUCACUGGAGGAGGAGAGGAUCAAAACCCAGCUGGACACCAGUCUGUACAUUGGCCUGAGGCUGAAGACAGACCUGGAGGCCAUCAGGGGGGACUUGGACCUGAGUCUGGCACUCUGGGAGACCAAGGAGAGUGAACUGCUGGACCUGCUGGCCAAAGUUGAGACCAUGGAGAUAGAGCAGGUGAACGACAAAGUGACUGAGGAUGGUAAGGAGGAGCUGGGCGCAGCAGGUGCUGAGACUGAGCCUGCACCAUCGGAGAAGAGCAGCGGCUGGGUGGAGCAGGCCAGAGGUCUGUCCAAGUCCUGUAACACGAACGACGAGGACUCGGACACAGGCCUGAGCUCUAUGCACAGCCAGGACUCUGACAACCCACCUGUGUGUGAGUCACUGGUAUAAACUCACUGUGUUUGGAAGCAUAUCGGACUUUUCAGCCACAAACUCAGGGGCAGAGAAAUCAGUGUUGGCAAUACUGGGAGAUGGUCUUCCUUACUCCAAAUGCACCUCAGUACGGACACUGUUAUUCUAUAGCAAUAAUUUCUAUAUGUAGUCGUUGCACAAUAAGCUAGGAGGGACAGCAUGCUUAGAGGUUUGAUAGGCCCUGCUGCUCCAUAGCUGACCUUUGACCUCCAUGAGGAGAGUCAACAAAGUACCACUUAUUAGGAGAACUAGCCUAGAAGAGUAUUAUAACACGCCACUUAUAAUGUGUAGUCCUCAAACUAACUUUAAGGUAUGCUUGAUCACUGGUUUACAAACAGUUAACAGCAGCUCACCGUUUCACAAUAGAGUCUGAUAACUUGCUGAAGCGACUGGAAGGGAAGGCUGAGUGUUGUUUCAGAGGCACUCUGUAAGCAGGCCUAAUGGCCACAGGUGGACAGAUUCCCUUUAAAAAGGUCAACAUCAAGCGUAGCUUAAUGCACAGUGAAGUACAGUCUGCUAUCCACCUCUGCACAGAUAGAUAGAUCAGCUACAAACACGCUAUCAAAGCUCACUCAGUGGAACAAAUAAUAAAAGUGGGAUCAGUUCCCUUCAAAAUAGGAUUGAAAUUUAGAGAAAUCAUCAAAUUAGUAUCCAGAACUGCUUUGCGUUCAGGCUUUUAUCAGAUUUAGGAAAAAAAAACUGCAGAUAUUGUGAAUAGGAGUUGAAACACUUAUCCUAACCUUGCCAAAUCAGCAGAGUUGAUAGACCACUUGAUAUUGUCCUCAGAAUAAAUGUAACGUCUGUCUCUUAAGCACAAGAAGUCAUAUUUAUUUAGUCACGUGUUAAGAGUUGUAUGCAGUAUCACCUACAGGCUGUGCUGUGCUUGCUCAGAUUCAUAGGCUGGAUUUAAAGAUGAAACAUUUGAUUCCUGCUCGGCCAUCACAGCCCGUUAGUGGCUGUUUCAUGUUUGUUUAAAAGAAUGCUUCCAUAAUUUAGGGAAGUUUGAUCAUUCACUUUUCCUACUGAGGGUUAGAUGAGAAGACCAAUAUCAUAUCUGUGGUCUGACAGGUAAACGUAAGGCUACAGCCUGCAGCCACUGAGGUUAGCUAAGCAUAAAGACUGGAAAUGUGGGCAAACAGCUAGACUGGCUCUAUCCAAAGAUAUCAAAAUCCACGUACCAACACUUCUACAGAUCGCUAAUUCAAACAUUAUGUCUCUUUUCUUUAAUACAUACAAAAAGUAUAAAAACUAACACAGGCUGCUGGCUGGUAUCGAUCUUCUCAUCUAACUCUUGGUAAAUAUUUCCCAAAAUGUCAAACUGUUGCUUUAAAGCAGUGGUUCCCAGUGGUGUUUGGUGUGCGACCCUUUAAAGCAUCUCCUCAUCAAAAGUUACAGAUGUCUAUGAGCUGUGAGUAACUGUGAGAAAUGAUCAACUUUUUUAUACAGGAAAAAGCAAAGAUAGAUGUCUUUAAAAAAAAUCAACAUAAUUUAAUAAAGCAGAACUUCUCAGUUCUUCUUUCUUAACUUGUUCUUUUAUGAGCGAUCUUGUGAUUCCUCUUUUGACCACAUUUAGGGGCCAUGAACCCCAGAUUGGGAACCACUGGUUUCAAUUAUGGAAAAAAGUCGAUUCAGUGUGGCCUCUUCCUGAUGGUGUCAGGAAGAGCCAAAUAAAAAAAUGCAUCUUUGGCAGUCGUUUAAUUAAAGGGGCACUCCAGCAAUUUACACUUCCAUUAAGAUGGGGGUACUCACAGGAGACAGAGCUGAAAAAGAAUGGUCAGAAUUGAAACUGCAGAGUCCAAGAUAUCCUCACGGAGGAGAGUCCAAGCUACAAAAACACAGUAUCCCACAUUUCCCAGAAUGCAACUUGAUGGUAUCUUUAAUCAGACUUCUCUGCUUCCUAACCGACCUCCUACUUCAAACCCCAGACUUCCAGUUUGUAACUCAGGCUUUGUAUUAAAAAAUAUUAAGUCUCAAACUAGAGCUGUAGAUAAACAUUAGACGACCCUUAUGAUGUCAUCAGGGUUACUUUUUCAAACUUUAUUGCUCUCUCUCUAAAGCAACACACAACAUUAUGCACCUGUUUUCACAGGCAGAGCAGGGCCCCUCACAAUGACUCAACUGAAUUUCACGUGUAAAACUGUUGGAGUGUCCCUGUAAAUCUGAGCUUUGUCCAUUUGUUCCUGAUGGUGGCUUGUUUCCCUGAAAAGCAUCCUACUCAACCGCAAACUGUUUGGAUCGAAAAAGAAAAGCCUCAUGUUUAUUUCAAGGUUUGAAUUAAGAAAUAAUUUUCUCUAAUAGAAGAGAAUAAGAUUAAAAAACUCUAACACACCAGGAAACAUGAGUCUGCACAAUGGAUCUACAAUAAUCUAGAGUACAAUCUACAGUUCAAAUGAUAAGCUUCUUGUCUAAUCAACAAAUUUAAUCUUGCAUUCUGUGGAAAGCAAAGGAGACUGAAAACAUGACUUCCAAUGUAAAUUUUACAUGUUUUUGGGCUCCUCAGCUUAUAUAUAGCAUAAAGCUGACUUAAUAAUGGAGUCAACCCAUCUUUACAUGGGUGUGAGGUCUGUACUACUGGGUCCAUCCAUGGAUACAAACACUUGUAACACUGGAUUUUAGGAUGCUUUUGGGAGAAGCGGCCCCAUUUAGUAAUCCCACAGCCCCUGCAUCUCUGAGCACGGUGACAUUCAGGAACUAUUUUAAGCAUCAGUUCACUUUUUACAUCCUGGAAAUAGUUGCUGUAAAGUAGUAUUAGCUGUUCUUCCUGGUACUUUGUUCCAAGAACUGCAAUGACAACAAGCUACAGAAAAACAAAAAACAAAAAACAAAACAAAACAGAGCAGAAAACGUUAUUUUGAGAUAAUCCUUUGAAUAGAUCGAUCACUGUAUUUUUGUCAGGCUGUCGUAAUGUCACAUCUCACAUGUUUCACUUUGUCUAAUAGUAAAAUGGUGUAAAGUAAUAACCUUGUAACACCUAGGAGAGACUGAUGAUACUGUUUCUGUGGCUUUAGCUGUUAGCUGUAUCCAAAUACCAAAAUGACCUGUGGAUAGCUAAUUUAUGUCCUUUGAUCAGGGACAGUUUGGGCUUCUCAGUCCUGGACAGACGGCUGGAGAUCAGCAGCUCUGAGGCUACAGCGAGAGGAAUCAGAUGCACUGUGGCUGCAUCGUAGCACCAGUCAACACAUUAUUACACACGACUGUUUAGUGUUGAAAUAAACAG